ACAGCAGAAACCCAGAGGCGCCAACUUUACUUUUUCAAAAUGGCGCUCUCAUUUUACUCACUACAAAACUCUCUCUCCUCCCUCACAUUCACCCCGAAGAACCCUCUCUCUCUCUCUGAGUCUCCGACCCAAAACCUCGGGACUCACAGAUUCAAACAGCGCCAGCCAUGGCGGACAAGGAGAACUGCCUGCGCUUCACGAGGUCGAUAAAGAGGAGGGCCGAGGCUGCAGUGACCCCGGAGCAGCGGGCCACCAAAAAACGCGUGGUGUUGGGAGAGCUCCCGAAUGCCGUCGUUCCGGCGAAUAAAGUGUCCGGGGCGGAGAAGCAGAUCCAGAAACGCGGCGCCAAAGGCAAGGCGAAGAAAGCAGUGCCCCUGACCAAAACGAUACAGCAGCCGGAGACGGCCAAGGACGUUGAUGCGGCGUCGGAUGACCCCCAAAUGUGUGCGCCGUAUGCUCGUGACAUUUAUGAGUAUCUUCAGAAGCUCGAGGAGGAUGAAGAUCGAAGACCUUCACCCGAUUACAUGACAAAGAUUCAAAAGGAUGUCACUGCCAAUAUGAGAGGAGUCUUAGUGGACUGGUUGGUUGAUGUUGCAGAGGAAUGUGAACUCCUUUCUGACACUCUUUUCCUCACCGUUAUGUAUAUUGAUAGAUUCCUAUCUGUGAAUGUUCUCAAUCGGAAGAGGCUUCAGUUACUCGGUGUUUCUUCAAUGCUCAUUGCCUCAAAGUAUGAAGGGAUCAGCCCUCCACAUGUAGAACAAUUUUGCUACAUAACUGAUAAUAGGUAUGAUAGGGACGAGGUGUUAGCAAUGGAGGCUGAUAUACUGAAGUCCUUAAAUUUCAACUUGGGAAAUCCGACAAUAAAGACAUUACUAAGGAGAUUCACUACAUUUGCUCAAGAGAGCUACAAAGAUCCUAAUCUACAGUUAGAAUUUUUGGGAUACUACCUGGCAGAGUUAAGUUUGUUAGAUUAUGAAUGUGUUAAGUUUUUGCCUUCUUUGGUGGCUGCGUCGGUUACAUUUCUUGCAAGAUUUAUGAUCCGACCGAAGGACCAUCCUUGGACUUUGUCCCUGCAACGAUAUUCUGGAUAUAAACCAGCUGAUUUGAAGGAAUGCGUUCUUCUCAUAUACGACUUGCAUUGUAAUAAAAGAGGAGCGUCUCUACAAUCCAUAAGAGCAAAGUACAAACAGCAUAAGUUCAAAUGCGUCGCAACCAUUUCUUCUCCUGCAGAAGUACCAUCUAACUAUUUUGAAGAUCCGAAAGAAUUUAACUUUAGCUGUGAGAUGAAUCCGGGAGGCAGUUAGUUUGUCAAAAUCCGUUCUGAUGAUGCAGCUGCUUACGUUAAUCGUUGUGAUAUAAUUUCGUAGGGUUUCAACUCUCAAUGGUUUUGCUUAGAAAGUCCCCACUACCAGUAGGGUUUUAGUUUUCUUUGAUCGUAGGUUAUUUGUUAGUCGAGAGAAGUUAGGUUGAUGCUUAAAGGGUGUGAAAGCUUGUAAUAUUCCAUGUGUUUUCAAUCCCUAGAAAUUUAGAAAUGGUGUUUAUAAAUCCCAGUCUCGUAUUUUAUCUUUUUU
This is a messenger RNA of Malus domestica (apple), 1571 nucleotides long. Its product is annotated as putative cyclin-A3-1. Gene Ontology annotation, biological process: mitotic cell cycle phase transition; regulation of cyclin-dependent protein serine/threonine kinase activity. Gene Ontology annotation, molecular function: cyclin-dependent protein serine/threonine kinase regulator activity. Gene Ontology annotation, cellular component: nucleus; cyclin-dependent protein kinase holoenzyme complex; cytoplasm. Lineage: Eukaryota; Viridiplantae; Streptophyta; Magnoliopsida; Rosales; Rosaceae. The record is from RefSeq and is a predicted model, not a curated record.